AUGGUCCGUGUCGCUAAAGAUUCCUUCCACAGACUUGAGCAGGCCUAUGCAAACUUGACCGAGGACCGACUGAAGAGGGCCGAAGUGGAGAUGCGGGAGACGAGGACUACGUCGGACCCCGACAUAUCGCUCUUGCUUCGCGAGCUGUCGAUCUUUGGCCAUGCACAGCCGCUCUCGAACGAAUCCCGUUUACUUAUGCGGAGGAAGAUACAAGCUCUAGACAUCCGCGCCGGUAUGCCUGCAAUCUGGAUUACCAUCAGUCCCAACGACAUUAAUAACCCGGUAAAGAUGAAGCUUGCCAUUCAUAGGCUCCACGAUUACGAGUCUGCGAAGGAGCUUUUGGCCGAUCUCCGUGAAAAGUACGACAGGAUCGCCCUGAGCACCAUGGAUCCGGUCAGCUCGGCCAUCUUCUUCCACCGAGAAAUAUCCCUAUUCUUUGAAAAGUAUGUGAAUACAGGCCGGGAAUCGAUCUUCGGGAAGAUCAGCCACUACUACGCGACGGUGGAAACGAAUGAGCGAGGCAGCCUCCACUUGCAUGGACUCCUCUGGCUGGACGGCAACAUGCGCUUACCGAACUUGAUAGACGACAUGGCCAAUCCCGCGGAAGAAGCAUAUCGCGCCCAGGUGAUUCGAUAUAUAGACUCCGUCUUUCAUGAGUCCUGCCGCUUCAAGGCACCGUGGAAGAUCGUCGAGCAGACAGGAUUCACAGAGGAUGGCUUGCUUCAGAUUCGGCGCAACCAUCCACUCGUCAACCGGUAUAACAAGUCGUUGGCGGUCGGCCUUCGCCACAACCACGACGUCUCGAUGAUCUUGACCAAGACCAAGGGCCUGGCCAUGGUGUACUACAUCACGAACUACGCCACCAAGCUGGAUACGCCGAUGUGGAAGCGCAUUGCUCGCCACCGAGGUCCCGCCCUGCCCGACGAGAGGCACCAGGCGGUAUUGAACGAAAGCCGUCAAUUCCUGAUGAGAACGGCAAAUCGCAUCUUCUCCGAGCGACAACUCUCGGCUGUCGAGGUUUGUUACCACCUCCUUGGAUAUGACACCGACUUUACCAACGUGCCGCAUUGGUCCUUCUUGAACUUGACGGCCCUAUACUGGACAAUCUUUCGGCUAUGGGCGCAUCUCCGCCAUCAGGCCGGCGAGCUCACGGACGCCGAACAGCCCCAGAGACAAUCCUCUGAGGCAAGGAGGGCGAACCCUAUUAUGCCUGGAGGCGAUUCAGACUGUGAAGGCUGGAUGCAAAAGCUUCGACGGCCCGACCAGUACGCCGUCCCGAUCUUCCAAGGAUACAUCAGCGACGACCACGAGGACGAUCACCCAGUCUAUAUUAAGCGAAACUCUGUCCUACAUUUGGCGUUAUUCGUCCCUUGGGAAAACUUCACUUCUGAGAGCCUAGGUGAUAUAACCGACAUAUGGACGACGCAUCGAGCGGGCCUUUGUCCCCGCCUCCGUUUCUACGUCUCUAACAUUUGUCUUUUGAGAAAGUCUGCCGAAGACGCGCGUAAGGACGCGAAGCUCUGGGCCAGUCGGUCGGAGGGCGACGACACAAUUGACGUUGAGUACCCGCUUGACGAUGGCCGAUACGAAGAAGAGCCUCCAGCGAUGGCUCAUCGUCAGGCCUACAGAGCUCUACUCCAGAUUUUGCGAAAUGCCGUGCAGGACACGGACGCCACAAAAGACUCACCCGUCCUUGGAGGUUUAAUACACGAUCUCGGCCAAGGCCCAACAACUAUUGCAUCUUCGGAUGCUGACGACAUUGAGGGUGGUUCCCAGGGGACCAUGCUUUCCGCGGAUGGCGCCGACAUCGACGAUACGCUAGCUCGCUACGGCGAUACGGAGUCCCCUGCUGCGCUCCCGGGCAGCGACCUCAAUGAACGAGGCCCUCGGAUGCUUGUCGACGUCAGUCCGGCAACUAGCUUCGCGGAGAUGGGACACACCGCCGCGGCCAGCUUUACACUGAACUAUCUACAGACCAUGGCCCUUCAACUCGUUUGCCUGUUUCUGGACAAGUAUACUGCCAAUCCGGACUCAGCGGGUCAGCAUCUUCAAUACACCGGCGGGCCGGGUGGCACGGGAAAGUCGAGGAUUAUCGAUGCCCUGAAGGACGUGUUCGCGGCGAGGAACCAGCCGCAUCUUCUGCAGAUAACCGGCACGUCGGGCAGUUCGGCGGCCCAGAUUGGCGGCACGACCAUCCACUCGGCCUGUGGGUUAGAUUCCCAUCGCGAUCCAAACAAACCGCCUCCCCCCUUCUCGGAGGCGAAGAAGUGGAUCUGGAAACAGAAGCUGGUGCUCGUCAUUGACGAGGUCAGUAUGCUGGGAGGAGCCACUCUGCACAACGUCAGUCAUUACCUGCAGGCACUCCGUGACUGUCCGGACGAACCGUUUGGCGGCAUGCCCGUCGUUCUACUGAUGGGAGACUUCUACCAGUUCGCCCCGUGGGAGACAAGCCUACUGAUCAUCAGACCGCCGGACCGAACAGAGACCCCCGACAAGCGACCAUAUCUCACCACAGCGGCUGCAGAUUGUGGCAUCUGUUCAAAACCGUGGUGCUCCUCGAAGACCAAGUCCGCGCACGCAACGAUCCCCAGCUCCGUGCACUCCUGGAUCGAGUUCGUAACGGGCGCCAGACCCAUGAAGAUCUGA
Molecule: messenger RNA, 2646 nt
Organism: Hirsutella rhossiliensis
Lineage: Eukaryota; Fungi; Ascomycota; Sordariomycetes; Hypocreales; Ophiocordycipitaceae
Product: PIF1-like helicase domain-containing protein
Exons: 6
Coding region: 1-2646 (881 amino acids)
Biological process (GO): DNA repair; telomere maintenance
Molecular function (GO): DNA helicase activity
Source: RefSeq, a predicted model, not a curated record